Messenger RNA from Oncorhynchus gorbuscha (pink salmon), 3578 nucleotides. RefSeq names its product class I histocompatibility antigen, F10 alpha chain-like. Gene Ontology annotation, biological process: immune response. NCBI's taxonomy places the organism in Eukaryota, Metazoa, Chordata, Actinopteri, Salmoniformes, Salmonidae. Gene Ontology annotation, cellular component: external side of plasma membrane. The record is from RefSeq and is a predicted model, not a curated record.
UAUAAAUUGGCCUCGCUUUGGACAGAAACACAUGUUCACUGGUUGUGUCCUUAGCGGUGCUGAAGUUUGGUGGAACAAAUCAGUAAUGUAGGCAAUUUAAAUUGUGAUACAGUUUAAAUUGUCUACAUUUAUGAAUUAGAUACAAACUGUUCCCGAAUUCGGAAACCGUUAAUGAAAACCAGACUCAUCGGCGCCAUGAAGACAUAUUUUAUUCUCUUUUUUAUUCAUGGAGCGUUAUCAGUGAAACAUUCCCUGCGCUACUUCUACACAACCUCCUCAGAAAUCCCAGCCUUCCCUGAGUUUGUGGACACGGGGAUGGUGAAUGAUCAGGUCAUUAGCCGCUAUGACAGUAUCACGAAGAGGAAUGUCCCCAAGCAGAGCUGGAUGGAGACGUUUUUUGACCAGCAGUAUUGGGAUAGCACCACAGAGAACCUGAGAGGUGCAGAGAGCGUUUUCAAAACCAACAUUCAGAUAGCACAGAAGCGUUUCAAUCAAACAGGAGGCAUGCACAUUAGCCAGGACAUAUAUGGCUGUACAUGGGAUGAUGAGACAGGAUUCACAGAAGGGUUUCACCACAUUGGAUAUGAUGGACAAGACCUCCUGGCAUUUGACGUGAAGACAGCGACAUGGAUUGCCUCAGUCCCGCAGGCUCUCCACUCCAAAAUGAAGUGGGAAAUGGACCUGUCUAGCAUUGAGAGCAAGAAAAGCUACCUCACCCAGGAUUGCAUUGAGUGGCUGAAGAAGUACCUGGACUAUGGGAAGACUACUCUGCAGAGGACAGUCCCUCCCUCAGUGUCUCUGCUCCAGAAGACCCCCUCCUCUCCAGUGACCUGCCACGCUACAGGUUUCUACCCCAGUGGAGUCAUGGUGUCCUGGCAGAAAGAUGGGCAAGAACAGCAUGAAGAUGUGGAGAAUGGAGAGACUCUCCCGAACGAUGAUGGAACCUUCCAGAAAAGCGCCCACCUCACAGUGACGCCUGAGGAGUGGAAGAACAACAAGUAUCAGUGUGUGGUUCAGGUCACUGGUAUUAAGGAGGUCUUCAUCAAGGUUCUGACUGAGUUUGAGAUCCAGACCAACUGGGGUGACCCAGCCCCCAACAUUAUCCUCAUCAUUGGAGGGGUGGUAGCUCUCCUCCUGGUCGUUGUUGUUGUUGUUGUUGGGGUUGUCAUUUGGAAGAAGAAGAGCAAGAAAGGCUUUGUUCCAGCCAGCUCUUCCGACACUGACUGGGACAAAUCUGGGCAAGGUUUCCUGUAUACUUGAGAAACCUCUGCACUUCUGUUACAUCAGAGAGCUGAAGAGGACCGCAAACAGAAAUAACAAACGGAAACUUCCCAAGACUGUAACACACAUCAGUCUCACACACACUGAACACAGAAUCCAUAUAUAAAACAUCUGUAGUCAGAAAUAGUCUUUGGUAAUUUCCUUAAGUUUUACUUUCAUUUAAUUGAUGGUUUGGCUUUUGAAAAGUUGUGCUGUAAUUUUGUGGAAUUAUGGAAUGUAAUAUUACAACUGUGUCAGAUGUAUAUUAGAACCAAUGGAACACUCGGCCGUACAGGUGUUCCAUUUGUACAUAUUUCACUUGAAGUGGUGGUAUUUUUCUUUCUUUUUGGGCGAGUAGGUUCUGUAGAAUAAGUUGGUAUUGGAUCAAGUUUAAACAACUUUUUUUGCAAGUGUUUGUGCUUUGUACAUUAUGGAUGCUCUACACAAAGCAAUGAUCUACCAAAUCUUAUGCAAGUCACAUAUUCUACAAGUGGAGGAGAGAUUGACUUCAUCACAGCUUUUUAUUUAUGAGAGACUAAUAGAUCCUAUUCAAUUUCUAAUCCCAUUUGAAAAUGGCUUAAUAUGUUUUGCAUAUCCAAUCAUCAGAUGAAAUCAGCUGUCUUUUCAAUAGAAAAUAUCAUGUUUUUCAUCCUGAGUUGGAAUGCCACAGAAUUUUCUGAUUGUUUUGCAAAAUGCAGAGAAACAAAGUGUCAAGAUGGAUUCUAUAACCUGAGACUAUCUGAUAAACAGGCUAUGGCCUCUGCUUUGUCCUUCUUGCUUCCAGGGGUAUGUGCCAAAUGCCUGUUUUCUGUUGACAAUAGCAAAGUCUAUGACGGGGUCAGAUAUUUAUUUUACCACCCAUUGUUUAUGUUAGGAUUGUGAGUAGGGUAAUCUGAUCCAAGAUUUGUGAUGAGGCAACUUUCUUUUUUUUAUAUAUAUAUUUUUUUUGCAUUUUCCCCACUAAUGGUUAAGGGUAGGGGAAGCUGAUCCUAGAUCUGUACCUAGGGGAAACUUUACCACGGAGCGACAAAGACACCCAAAAGUCAUGACUCAUCAUGUGAUUCCUCUCAAUCAGUGGUGAGAAGAGUUAAUCUACCUAUAGAUGACACUGUGAUAUUGUUCAUCCUUCACUGUAGGCCUUUUGGACUGAUGGUUUGUCACUUUUGUGAUUCUUAUCAGGGUUUGAUUUGGUUAUUGAUUUGGUUUUCCCGUCAAAAGUACCGGAACACACUGGGAGUGGGCAAGAAUUCAGGAACACAUUUUCAUUGGGGAGAGAAAAUGAGUGUCCAAAGAUGACUUGGUUGGACUUGUAGGCUUGUUACUGUAGUUAUGGUCAAAGAGUUGUCAGCUAGUAUCCACUGGCUCUGUUCUAGUUCUUUCAGUAGGCCUACGUCCCACUCGGCAGUAUGGAUAUGAAAAAACAUCCAUAUGUCGGCCAUCUUAUGAUUGAGGAUAGAUAGACAGAAGAUGGCUGUAUACUGAGGCUCUUACAUGAAAGGGUGUGGUAUUUACCUCAACACUGUUUGACACCACCUUCCUCUCUGUGUGCGUGUGCGCUGCUCAUGUUUGUCUCUGUGUGUGUGUGCACAGUACUUUGAUUGCAUUUCUAUGCUGUAUUAUUUUAUUGCUGUGUUUUUCAAUGUGAUGAUAUAAAACAAUUUAAUAUCACAUGGAGCUAGAUCCAACAUGAUGCACCUCCUUCAAUGGGUCACAUCCAAUACGCCAAAUAAAGCUCUGACCUUAACCUGAGAUACAUGUAGCUCUGUUAUGCCAUUCUCAUAUUGAUGCAUUGUUCCACCUCUUUCACAUCAAAGUGAUCCUCCUCCCAUGUUAUUGAUUUGAGUCAAGGCCAUUGUCAGAACUAAACUUACAGCAUCAAGUUGUUGCAGGACCUUCCUGUAUUUAGGCCUGCCACAAUACACUUGCAGGUUAUCUAAACUGUCUUGUCUUAAUUGAGAAAUACAGUACAUUAUUGUCAAUCGUCACAAUGACACUGAUACUCUAUGUGUUUUUCCCCCUUUAUUCCAAUUCAUCUGAUAUAUACAAAAUAAUGACCUUUCAACACAAUGUAGUGAAUUUCAGUGAUGGGGAAACUGCAACUACAUGAACCUGACAAAGAUCAAGCUGGCUUCUCAUUCACAAGUCUGGUUAUAAUACAGGGUCUUUCUAUAGGGUGUAAGGACCUCUCAGUGAGGUGAUGGCCUCUUACUGUAUGUUUCUGUUUUAAGACCAUGUGUCUAUCAUAGACUUGGUAUAAUUACAUUAUGAAUGUUACAGACCAUUUUCUUCUGUUUCAGAUUAAAUACAGUUUUCAAUUA